GGUGGGGGUGACGGUGGCCAUUUUGUCCCCGGUGAGGCCGCUGAGGGAGAAGAGCUGAGAGAGAGAGAAGGGGGUUUGGUGGUGUUUGGUAAAGGUUCUUUAAAGAAACCGUUCCCUUUAAGGCGUUAUCGUAUUUAUUAACGCACACGCACAAAAACAACCCCCCCCCCCACACACACACCCUUCUACGGACCGUCGCAAUGGCCACGGGAGCGAAUGCCACGCCGCUGGGACGCGUGAACCCCCUGCUGACGGGGAAGAGGCCGCUGGAGGAGGAUGCGGCCUUGGCGGCGGCGGCGCCGACGACGACGACACCGCAGCAGCUACAACAACAACUACAACAACAGCAGCAGCAGCCGCCGUUGCCGCCGCUGCCGCCUCCGCCGCCGCCGCCCGUGCAGCCGCUGGCGAUUCUUGAGAAAGCAGCCGACUCCAGCGAGGCGGCGAAGGACAGAAAGAAAGCGAAACGGAGUCGCUGGGAUACGGAGAUGACGGAGAAGAUCGCCGUGCCGGGCAUGCCCACGGUGCUACCACCCGGCCUCAACAAGGACCAGGAGAGAGCCUAUAUAGUGCAACUGCAGAUUGAGGACAUGAACCGUAAGCUGCGCACAGGAGACCUUGGUAUCCCUCCCAAUCCUGAAGAGAGGUCACCAUCCCCGGAGCCCAUUUACAACAACGAGGGGAAGCGGCUGAACACUCGUGAGUACCGCACACGCAAGAAGAUUGAGGACGACCGGCACGUGCUCAUCCAGGAAAUGUACAGGCUCAAUCCGGACUACAAGCCACCUGCUGACUACAAGCCACCUGCGCAGAAGAUAAGCGAGCGAAUUAUGAUUCCGCAAGAUGAACACCCCGACAUCAAUUUCAUUGGCCUCAUCAUUGGCCCAAGGGGCAACACUCUUAAGAAGAUAGAGAAGGAAUGCAAUGCCAAGAUCAUGAUAAGGGGCAAAGGUUCUGUGAAGGAGGGCAAGAUCGGCCACAAGCCGGGGCAGCCCCUACCAGGCGAGGAUGAGCCCCUGCAUGCUCUGGUCACGGCGAGCACUCAGGACAACGUGCGCAAGGCUGUUGAUCAGAUCAAGAACAUUCUGAAGCAGGGCAUCGAGGUGCCGGAGGGGCAGAACGAGCUGAGGCGCAUGCAGCUGCGAGAGCUGGCCCGUCUCAACGGCACGCUUAGAGACGACGAGACGAGCAGGGUGCUCCGACCAUGGCAGGCACCGCCUGAGACUCGUAGUGUCACCAAUAUGACGAUCUGUAAUCGCUGUGGGGGAGCCGGUCACAUUGCUUCGGACUGUCGAAUCAGCAGGGAGAAUGCUGCUGCUGGUACCGGCGGUGGCACCGGUGGUGGCGGUGGUGGGGGCAUGGGCAUGGGUCCUCCCCAGGGCAACCAGGAGCGAGCACGCAUGGAUGAGGAAUAUCUCUCCCUCAUGGCCGAGCUCGGGGAGGAAACACCUGCUCGCUCUGGCGGUGGACAUGGUGGUGGAAGUGGUGGGCGCUCUUCGUGGAUGAGCUCGGCACCCUCUGACAACAAGCCCAUGCUGGCCAUCCAGGCAGGACCCUCUCGCCCGCAGCAUGGCUUCGGAGGCGGUGCCGCUACUGCUGCCGGCGGUCACAUGCAGCAGCACCAACAGCACCAGCAGCACCAACAGCACCAGCAGCACCAGCAGCACCAACAGCACCAGCAGCACCAGCAGCAGCACCAGCAGCAUCACCACCAGGGCGGUGGGGGAGGCAUGGGUGGCCACGGGCACCACAUGCACCAUGGAGGGCACGGCGGAGGCGGGCCUCCACCCAUGUGGAUGCAGCACUCGCAGCAGCAGAGGCUGCCGCCCCCUGUGCCCAUGCCGCCUAUGGGCAUGCCUCCCUUCAUGGGCAUGGGGCCCCCCAUGCACCACAACACCGUGCAGGCACCACCACCUCCACCCAUGGGGGGCAACAUGAUGAGCUGGCAGCAGCAGCCCCCGCCGCCACCCAUGCCUCAGUCAAGCACGAACGUGUCAGCUGGCAGCCUGCCCUGGCAGUCGGCCGCCAUGACGAACACGGGUACGGCGCUGCCCCCGUGGCAGCAGGCCACUCCUAGCACGGCCCUGCCACCGCCGCCACCACCGGGACCCAACCCGCCCGCACCUCCCGCUGCACCGGCACCACCCACCGUGGCCCCAGCUCCAGUGCCACCACCCCCAACUCAGCCACCACUACCGCCCGGCGCUCCCCCACCACCUCCACCACCGCCUGGCUCGGCGCUGCUGUUUGCUCCUCCGCCGCCACCGGCUGAUCCAGCCACACAAUACCCGGGCAUAAUUGGCACUAUGGGCAUGGGCCUGUCGUUUGCCAUGCCACCACCACCUCCCCCACAGAGCUAGCCCACCGGACGAGCUAGAAUACGUAUCUGUUUUCUGUUGGUGUUGUCGAUUGCAGCGUUACGAUCCUGGGAUAAGGGUCACAGUCUCUAGGUAGCUGCUUGGAAAAUCCCUCUUGGCGCGAUUUUUGUCUUGUGAUUUUUGUUUGCGAAAAGAUGAGGUAAGAUUGGUAUUUGAACGUUAAGUGAUUGAUCUGAAGCCUGACCCACAGCAUGAGUUUGGCCUUGAGAGAAUCUCAGUUUUUUUGGCUUAUCUGUUUUUUUAUAAAAAAUGUUGUGUGCACCACCUUAUCCAGGCACAAAGAUUCUGCAGGGGUUUUUUUUUUCAUACAGAAUUAAGUUUACCUAGGCGUUUGUGAAAAAUAAUGCAUUGUGGAAAUAGAAAUAUUGUAGCUGGUAAGGCUAGUCUUCAGGAAAUUAUCCGUUGCAGGAGUAAAAUCUGUUAUAGUUAUUUUUUGUAACGGUCUUUAGACUUUUUUUAUAUAUAUAAAGUACUGUAUUGAAAUUUGACUUAAUUUACAGGCAGAAUACAAAUAUUUUCAGGAUGAAUUAUUUUUCACAAAAGUACCGCAUUUAGAUGAGUCUUUUUUUACAAUUGUUUUGGUAAAGUUAAUUAAAUUACCCUUUCACAUUAUAUUCUGCACCUCUGUUUGGAAAGGCCCAUUGUAAUGGUGAUUGGUGAAUGGCAGUGCUUCUGCUUGCAAGUGUAUUGACACUCUAAAUUUUUUAAUCGUGUCAGUUGUGGUGAGUGGCUGUACAAAGCAACAUUUUUCCUUUAUGGGGUGUGUGGGGUGGUGAUGUGAAAUGAUGGAAUUAAAUGGGUGAUUAGUUUUUUAAGUGUGGCAAGUUGCAUAAAACACCUUAAGAAUAUUCACCCUUUGUCUCGUUGGUUUCGAGGUUUUUUUGCAACUGGUUUAUCUGACUAACCCACUAAGCUUCACACCAAAUCUCUGAAGUUGGAAAUUGACAACAUGCUUAACAUUUUACCCAAAAUAAUGCCUGGUUAUUGGUGAUGCAAUUAUACAAUUUGAGACUUGCGGUGUACAAUGUGAAGUCGAUAGUGGUGUGGUGAUUUGUGUUAAACGCCCCCCCCCCCCCCCACCAUAAAGCGAUUUUCCCCGUGGUUUUGCCAUUUAAUGCGGUACCAUUUGAAAGGACAACACUCGAUAGGUGUUUUAUACACCUGGCCCACAUACGUGUUUGUGUGCUGGGUACCCAUGAGGAUGUUUGAAAUUAUGUUUUCGAGUCAAUUUUAACUUGGGAUAACUUAAUUGCAGGACAGCUCAGCAGAAAGCCAGGGAAACGCAUUUAUACGAUUGAGCUGUUUUUCUUCAUAAGAAUAAAGUGGUUUUGUACAAAAAA
Petromyzon marinus (sea lamprey) is the source of this 3718-nucleotide messenger RNA. RefSeq names its product splicing factor 1 (gene SF1). Gene Ontology annotation, cellular component: nucleus. The record is from RefSeq and is a predicted model, not a curated record. Gene Ontology annotation, molecular function: mRNA binding; zinc ion binding. Gene Ontology annotation, biological process: regulation of mRNA splicing, via spliceosome. NCBI's taxonomy places the organism in Eukaryota, Metazoa, Chordata, Hyperoartia, Petromyzontiformes, Petromyzontidae.